UUUUACACAGUAUGCUCAUAAAUGCAAUCCGGUAUAAUGUGCAUUUUCUUUCUCUUUCGAGCGGUACGAAAUCAACCAAAGACACCUGUUUACGUGUGCUUUGCCAUGCAAUUAAAAACACCGUAACCUAGUUACCAUGUAUAACUUCCAUUCAACUGUUAUGAUUUUUAAGAUAGAACAGUAAUAUUUCUUUGUAGACAUUCUUUGAAAAAGAUGAGGGUGUUGGUAUCGUCUUUUGGUCAACAAUAGCAAUGACACAAAACUAUAAAUUCCAUUAGUCAGCGAUGAACCUAAGUACCUUUAAGCUUUGUCAUUUGGCCGGCAGAAAAUAAGAAGUUGAAGAUGAGGGAAGUAUCUGAAUAACUCUUUUAAGCUUUUUUCCUACGAAUUCUUAGGGCCCAGGAACUGAGUGUAUUUGAGUCGAGAACUUGUAAGCUCAAAACUGUUUCUUUUUGGCAAUCGAAACAAACAAAUCCGGUGAACACAUUUGCAGGGUAGACUUUGAAAAAGAUUUUGAUUUUUCAGGGGAAGAAGGCAAUUUGUUGUGGAAUCGUUGCUUUGUGCUAAGUUUUGAACUUCUCACUCUUUUUCAAGUGUUUGGAUCUCAAGUUGAAGAUGGACUUAUUCUUGGUAGUACUUAUCGCUCUCCAGUUCUUUGUAUCUAUCGUCGGAAUAAUUGGUAACGUAUCCGUCAUCAGGGUUGUUUGGUCGACGCGUUCAAUGCACACAACAACAAACUACCUCUUAGCAAACCUCGCACUGGCUGACAUUAUAACACUGUCUACCAGCCCCUACCUGUAUAAAUUCGUAUUUGGAUCACUCCACUUUGGUUAUAAUGGCUGGAGCAAUUUGACCAACGAAUGGAUCUGUAGGGUGUGUGUUUCUGUUGCCUUACUUACCGUCGUGGCUGUUGAGCGUUACCAUGCCAUGGUGAAACCUUUAAGUCACCGAUUCAGACUUGGGAGAGAACAAGUAUGGAAGGUCGUACUGGUCAUAUGGUUUGUUAGUAUUUUACUAAAUAUCCCAAUUUUCAUCGUCGUUAGAUUUGAUCCACAACUAAACGUAUGCAUAUCUGCCUUCGACCUGAAUACUGGAAAAGAAAUAGCUACUUAUCUUGCUUUCUAUCUUGGCAUUAAUAUCUGUAUUCCUGGAUUGAUAAUCACUGCUUGCUAUUUGUCAAUUUUAAAGGGCCUACUCAUAACUAACUCCAUCUGCUCUGAGACUGUUGAAACGAUUCAAGGGCGAGAGGAAAAGAAAAAGCUGGCAAAACUCUUAGCAUCAGUUACGGGCGUCUACUUUAUCUGUUUUGCGCCGUUUGCCAUUUUUAUGAUUUACUUGUCCGCCAAGAAAUUCCUAAACAGCCAAGACAAGAAUUCCUCUCCCCUCUUUAAUUAUACGUACUUCGUUCUUACUUCUCUAAUUUUCUCAAACUCAUGUCUUAAUCCAGUGUUGUACGCGUUUCAAAGCUCCAGCUAUCGACGAGGCUUUGCAAAACUUUACACGUGCAAUUGUUUGAAAGCAAGGCGACAGAUUGUACAAGUCGAAUCUUUUAGCAUGGCUACUGACGCGAGAUUAAGAACCCAGCAACAAAGUACGCACAAUCUCUAAGCUUGGGAGGUGAAACUCGACGAGUGGACAUGAUGGGAUCUUUGAGACCAUUUGACAAAGUAAAUGGUGAAAAUUCCAAAUCAUUUGGCCUUUAAAGGAGCUAUGCCAUCAUCGGCCAUUGCGCAUCUAGUCUGCGCACGAUACCUUUAGUCACCAAUCUCAUGGCCCUUAGAAUACCAAACGGUUCAGCAUAGUCAUUAGGGAUAGUUAUACGACUGAUAUCCAUCACAGUGGAACAAGGCUAAGAUAUAAUUUUUUUUCGUGUGGCGACAAAUGUAAAGACGAAAGACAACUAAACCCUAAGAGCAAGGAUUUGAUGGUAUCGUUUUCCUUAGCUAAAAAAAUGAGAAAGUCCUUCACAGGUGUAAAAAUAAUGUGAUCUAUCCUCUUAAAUACCAGCAGGGUGAAAGUUAAUGGCAUUCUAACCCGUUGUGUUAAAACAUCGAGAAUUCCUGAAAAGGAAACGAUUGCCUUUAAUUCAAUUAUCGGAGUAAUUAAAAAACUCCACAGGACUUAGGAUACUUAUUUCAUCGCUUGACGCUACUAGUUGGCCUAUGUACAAAGCCUUUGCAUUCAUUUCAGCACACAGGUUAUUUUGGGUGAAACAAAUUGUUAAUUUUCCUGCACUAUGUAAAAAUAAAUUGACAGAAGCUGA
Nematostella vectensis (starlet sea anemone) is the source of this 2263-nucleotide messenger RNA. RefSeq names its product somatostatin receptor type 2-like. The transcript has 2 exons. NCBI's taxonomy places the organism in Eukaryota, Metazoa, Cnidaria, Anthozoa, Actiniaria, Edwardsiidae. The coding region runs from base 616 to 1608 and encodes 330 amino acids. Gene Ontology annotation, cellular component: membrane. The record is from RefSeq and is a predicted model, not a curated record. Gene Ontology annotation, molecular function: G protein-coupled receptor activity. Gene Ontology annotation, biological process: G protein-coupled receptor signaling pathway.